Messenger RNA from Toxotes jaculatrix (banded archerfish), 6233 nucleotides. RefSeq names its product spermatogenesis-associated protein 13-like. Gene Ontology annotation, molecular function: protein binding; guanyl-nucleotide exchange factor activity. Lineage: Eukaryota; Metazoa; Chordata; Actinopteri; Toxotidae. The record is from RefSeq and is a predicted model, not a curated record. Bases 351 to 4169 code for a protein of 1272 amino acids. The transcript is spliced from 15 exons.
AGGAGCUCACAGGGCAAGAGUUCACCGGUCUGUCGCUAACUCGGGGAGUUUCUCUCAGUUUUAUGAUCGCUGAGCAAGUUUAGAGGCGAAAACCAAACUCAUGUGAUCUACAAGGGAGUCGCUGUCCGCAACAUAACUUCAGCCUUACUCAUGGAUAUAAGUUAAGCCCGUAAAGUAACGCUGGAUACGUUGAUCGUGAAGUCUUCGGGUUAAAGGAGGUGUUUGUGUUGACUGUUCAGGGCGGCGAUGCGCUUUUAAACGGGACCAGUUUCCUGAGGGUGUUUGAGAGAGAGAGGCCUGAGACAUGAUGUCCAUUGGAGCUGAUAGCUGACACUGUAGAAUGAGAGAGGAUGGAACAGACAGACAGCCCUGCCCCUGAGACCAACAACCCUAAUGGGUUUGUCAACCGAGUGUUUAAUGUUUCUCUGGAUGUGGAGAAUGAGACCAGCAGUGUUUAUAUUCAGGAGACUGGGCCAAGGCCUGCAGAGGGGCAGGGAGAGACCCAGGCUGCCUCUUCUCAGUCUCCUGUCAAGGACAGACAGGAGGUCAACCGGAGGCCCCGUGCCACAGGGGGCAUCUGGAAGAUCUUGAACCGAAAGAGAGCUGUGUCAGAGCUGGAGAGGAGACCCCACUCCAUGAUCCUGCCUGGGGAGGCUUCCAUCCCUAAACUCUCAUUUGCUGACAAAGUUCGCUCCUUCAAGAAGCUUAAAUCCCCCUCUGUGUUUAGAGGGAGGACAGGCAAGUUGUCCACCACAAAGUUCAGCAGCUCAUUUGUGGAUGAGGAGUCUUUCUGCCAUGACAUUGGCACUCCGCAGCAGUCCAGCAGGGGCACACUUCGACAUCGUGGCAAGAGGCACUCGUAUGCUGGCUGUACAGCAGAAUUUGACUGCUCGUUCGAAGAUAUUGACCUCUCAGCUCCUAUAGACGGCUGUCAGCCCGCUGCAACGGGAGAGGCUGUUACUCAGAAUGGUUGUAAACCGUCUGAAAGAGUUUCCUACACAAAAAGAAGCCACAACAAUUCAACCAACUGUAACAAAACAGCUGCAGGCUACGAGGAGCCCAGCAUUAAAAGUAGCUCGAGCACCCACCAGGGGAGAGGAAGGAGGCACAAAGAUGUAUGGAGUUACCUGAGGAGGAUUUCUCUUUUGGGGAAGGCCAAUCCUGUUUACGCAGAGAGGAGCUUUGACUCUGAGCUUCACUCUCUGGACAAAACCAUCGACUCAGACUAUGGCUCUGUAGACUUUGAGAGUGUCAGAGACUUCCAGCCUGCGCCCCCGAAACACCCUGACACCAAGGGGCACUUUGGUGGUCUGUUCAAGUUUUUCAACAGUGUAGCAGAGACAGCCAGAAAAUGGCGGACAACAACACGGUCCUUCUCCCCUCCAGAGGGAGAAAGGACUCCGAUGAGCACCCCACGGGCCCCACAGCGUACAGUGGACAACAUUCACAGUGUGUCCCUGACACUUCACAGUGAAGGAUUUCCAAUAUCCCAGCCUAUUCCAUCAUCACCAGUGAACACUAAACCCUUACACUCCAGUAGCUUGGACAGCGAGGCUCCAGCACCUGUGACAAGUGGACGGUCCCCUACAGUGGUCCUGAAAGCCUUCAGGGCAUGUCCAGGAUCUCGAGCUGUUAAUGGCCUUCAGAGCACUGAGGGUACAGACAAACAUACAGACAGAGAGACAAACCACAGGUCCACAGCCACAGUAGCGAAUCAUAUCCACCAGACUGGUCCAAACACUGAGACUAAAACCAAAGCAGAGGUUAAAGGGGAUCCAUUACACUGUCUCUGUCGUGAGGAAAAGGUAGAGGGACAGACAGGAAAUGAGCAGGAUUCCAGGGAUGCUCCACCUGACUCCCACCAGAUACAGGAAGAGAGCGUCCAAUCGCAACAAGGUGAUAAAGAGAGCACAACCAAUAGCGUACCGGCAUCAGAUUCCACAGAGGAAAUAUUUAAGCUGUGUGAGCAGAUUGCCAGCCAGACAGGCUGCAGUGUAAGACAGCCGGGCUCAGCCAUGCCCCACUCUAGCACAGAGAAGACCUCUGUACAUCACAAGUCCCUGCGCCUUCGUCCUCGCCCGGCCUCAGCUGUCCUGGACCUGUGGAGGCCCAACCCCGACCGAGACCUCUUCAGCCAUUAUAGUGAGGUUGGUUCACUAUGUAGGCGGAGACGCAGGCCUGCUCCCACCAUGCAACAUUCUCCGGGGCAGCGACGGAUGGCUGCUCGCUCCAGGCCUUGCUCUGUCAUAGAGACCAGUGUUACUAGGGAGCCGCAGUCCACGGAGAUGCACCACAGAGCCUUGUCUCGCCCCCCGGGUGUGUCACCAUUAGAGCCCCCAGUCAGGGCAUCUCUCCAGCGGUGCCGUUCAUUGCCACUUCCCCCCAGCACUCUCACUGCCUUGGCGCUGCUCCUGCCUCAGUCAGCAGACAUGGGUCAGUCGUCUUCGUCUGUACGUCUGCGGUCUGGAGACUCCGGUAGCUGCAGGAGGGGGAGGCUGUUGAGACCUGGUUCAGAACCACUGCAGGUCAACAUUUUGAUAAGUGGAGGCUCAAUCGUCAAUGCUGAGGCGGUAUGGGACCAUGUGACCAUGGCGGACCGGGAGUUGGCGUUUAAGGCCGGUGACGUCAUCAAGGUGCUGGACGCCUCCAACAAGGACUGGUGGUGGGGCCAGAUUGAUGAGGAGGAGGGAUGGUUCCCUGCCAGCUUUGUACGGGUGGAACCCCACCCUCCUCAGCCCCAAACAAAACAGGUUUUCUAUAUCAACCCCAUAGCAACUCCACGGUUCCAAAACACCACGUCAAAGCUGUGGGUGAACCAGGAGGACGGGGGAGGAGAGCCAGCUGAGGGGACCAGCGAGGUUCAGAAUGGGCACCUGGACCCAACCAAUGACUGCCUGUGUCUGGGCUCGCCCCUCCAGAACCGAGACCAGAUGAGAGCUAACGUCAUCAAUGAGAUCAUGAGCACAGAGAGACACUACAUCAAACACCUCAAGGACAUCUGUGAGGGUUACCUGCGCCAGUGCAGGAAGCGUGUGGACAUGUUCAACGAUGACCAGCUGAAGGUCAUCUUUGGGAACAUCGAAGACAUUUACCGCUUCCAGAUGGGCUUUGUUAGAGACUUGGAGAAACAGUACAACACAGAGGAACCGCACCUCUCUGAAAUUGGACCAUGCUUUUUAGAACAUCAAGAUGGGUUUUGGAUCUAUUCAGAAUACUGUAACAACCACUUGGAUGCCUGUAUGGAGCUGAGCAAACUGAUGAGGGAUGGCAGGUACCAGCACUUCUUCGAGGCCUGUCGCCUCCUCCAGCAAAUGAUUGACAUUGCCAUAGAUGGCUUCUUGCUCACCCCUGUCCAGAAAAUCUGCAAAUAUCCACUCCAGUUGGCCGAGCUUCUCAAAUACACCGCACAGGAGCACAGUGACUAUCGAUAUGUGGCCGCGGCCCUGGCAGUAAUGCGGAACGUCACUCAGCAGAUCAACGAAAGGAAGAGGAGGCUGGAGAACAUCGACAAGAUCGCCCAGUGGCAAGCCUCUGUUCUGGACUGGGAGGGGGAUGAUAUCUUGGACAGGAGCUCAGAGCUCAUCUACACUGGGGAGUUGUCAUGGAUCUAUCAGCCGUAUGGACGCAGCCAGCAGCGAGUCUUCUUCCUCUUUGAUCACCAGCUGGUCCUCUGUAAGAAGGAUCUGAUACGCCGGGACAUCCUGUACUAUAAGGGCCGCAUUGACAUGGAUCGCUACGAGGUGCGGGACGCCAUAGACGGGCGCGACGAUGACUUCAACGUGAGUGUGAAGAACGCCUUCAAAUUGUGCAACAAAGACAGCGAGGAGAUCCACAUCUUCCUGGCCAAGAAGCCAGAGGAGAAGAUCCGCUGGCUCAGGGCCUUCCACGAGGAGAGGAAGAUGGUGCAGGAGGAUGAGAAAAUCGGUUUUGAGAUCUCUGAGUACCAGAAGCGGCAGGCGGCCAUGACAGUGAGAAAGGUGACCAAACAGAAAGGUGUAAACAGGUGCACGCCCCCCUCAUACCCGCCCCCCCAGGACCCCCUCAGUGCGGGGCAGUAUGAAGUAACGGAGGACAUGGCACAAGGAGAGGUUUUUGAAUUCAGUCAAUCCAAAAGAGGCCAGGCUCCUUUCUGGCAGAAUUUUAGUAGAUUAGCUCCAUUUAAGAAAUAGAGAUACACGGACUCUUCUGAAGGACCAGCUAUUUUUCUUAGAAGCACUAAACACUGGAUGAUCAUGUCCCAUGAUGAAGAAAAAUACAAAAAACACACAUACACAAGAGACUUCGAAGUUAAGGACCAAUGUUAAUAUAGAGUGUGAUUUGAAGCAGCAAGAGGACUGAAGACUUGGAUUUAAAAAAAAAUUGAGAAAAAAAUGAAACUUUACAAUUCAUAUAUGUUAGUAACGUUCUUAGUUAUCAUGCUUCUACAGCUGAGUCAACUGUCAUGAACUCCUUCCCUCGGAUUCUGCAUAUUCACACCAUCUGAAUGUCCUGGAGUUAUUGAGAUUGUUAUAUGAUUUCAUUUUUAAUCCAUCAUCUGGAAAGAAACACAAGGCCACGCCAGGUCUUUACUAAUAGUAUUGAUUGUGUCCAAAAGCUGAGAUCUUGCUGUGCUGCUGUGUGAGAUUGCCUGUUACAUUCUUCUGAAUGUGAGAUUGAGUAACGACUGGCCUUGGCUACUGGUUGUGGCACUCGAAGGAACCCGUGAAGCUCGACUGUCAGUGUUGCCUCUGAGUUAGCUCCAUCCCGCCACUGAUCACAGACUGGUCAGGCCAUCUCUAGUAGCCUUCCCUUCACCAACUCUGACGUUCACAGCGUUUCCCUCCCUCUCUGCAUCCCUUCUCUCUAUCUCUCUCUACCCACCUGCUCAGCCUCAGUGAGUCAGUGGCUCUCAGAGGAAGAGCUUCAUUCUUUUGGAAACCUGCCACUGGCUAUGACGUGACGGGUCAGGGAACAAAUCAAUAGUCAGAACAUCAAUAGAAUAUUUACAUCCUUUCACCAAUCACUUUUGACAGGGUAUUCAUAUCCGAUCACGCCGAGGGGCUGUGGGUUGCAUUUGACGGAGAGCUUGCCGCUCAGAUGAAACAGCUGGGAGCAGGAGAUAGGCAGGUUACGGUCCACCUGCCUUGUGUCAGAGCCCCUCCCCCACUCUCCCCAGAGACCACCCCUGUAGCACUGUGCUGGCAGCUCACUGGGUGUUUUGGAAAGAGCACAGCCUACCUCCAGAAAUCCACUGAGAGCUAAAAGUGAAGUUGAUGCAUUGGCCAAGGUCUAAAAUAAUGUCUCUUUUUCAUGUCAGCUGGAACAAAAAAAGAAAAAAAAAAAGACUUCUUCAGCUCACUUAAUGAUUUUGUAUUGCUCACACUGUAAAAAGCACAGCACAUAAUCAGUGUGAGGGGCACUUUUUCUCUCAUUUGGGUAAGAGCGUUGCCACCGUGUGAGAAAUUAGAACGUGCCCUAACCAGCACAAGGGGAAAUGGUCAGGAAAGUGGCAGAAAUUAUAAAUGAACAGGAAGGCCAUAUCAGUUGGCUGAAAAAAAGUACACUGCAGGAGUGUGAGCCAAAAUACAGUAGGGAGGCGGAAAGGUGAAUUUAAUCUGUAGCAUGCAGGUGUCCUCCGACGGAUUCAUGCAUCUCUAAAGACUGCAGCUUCAAAUCUUGGCACUCCUCCCCCGUCACUUUGUUUUCCAGAUCUGAUCCAUGUUCUGGCAGUUAGGUCCGGCACUGUUAAGUGAUUUACAAAGGACUGUGGCCUGAUCAGAUUGAUUUGUUUAAUCAACAAAGCCCCCCUCCCGCCCCUCACCCUGAAGCUGCUGUGAGACAGAUCCUGCCAUAGAGCCCUUCAGCUGAGGUGUUAGAACAGAGAAUAUCAGCGGAGGAGAAACUACCAGUUCACACACAUCAUGAAGGCGUAUUCUUUUCUACAGUUGGAAUGUAAGUGAAACAUCUGUCCAUGGUUUGUGAUCAUAUUUUGACCUCAGAUACAGAAGUACAUUUUGUGUUGAAUUAUAUCACCUGAUGGACAGUACAUAUACAGUAUGACAAGUUGUGCAAUGUGAUAUAUCAUUAUAUAUCUUCACUAUUCACUACAGCGUGAUAUGAAAGAGUUAUAUAUCGUUCUAUGUCAUUUGUUUGCCUUCUUACAGGCCUUAUAACCUAUUGGAAAAAAGACCUUAGAAUUGCUUUGUAUGUUGUGUAAUUUAUGUUUUGUUUCAGUAAAGAAAGUUGAGAAAUGG